Aspergillus caelatus is the source of this 866-nucleotide messenger RNA. RefSeq names its product BolA family protein. Gene Ontology annotation, molecular function: 2 iron, 2 sulfur cluster binding. Bases 265 to 654 code for a protein of 129 amino acids. Lineage: Eukaryota; Fungi; Ascomycota; Eurotiomycetes; Eurotiales; Aspergillaceae. Gene Ontology annotation, biological process: intracellular iron ion homeostasis. Gene Ontology annotation, cellular component: cytosol; nucleus. The transcript is spliced from 2 exons. The record is from RefSeq and is a predicted model, not a curated record.
CAGCAAUCUCCCGUUCUCUAUCACGUGAGACUAGGACUCCCUGGCAAGGAACUGUUACGAUACCGUACCAACCCGAUGAUGAUUAAUUCCCGUCGUCAUUAGAUAUCAAAAAUCCGGAGAAAGCAUCCAAACCUUUUGUUGCGCCGCCUCAACUCCAAACAUCAUACACCAUAUUCUAGUCGAAUCCACCCACACCUUUCCUCUCGCCUGGCCUCCGGACCCAAAAACACCCUCGCCACGAUUAACUAACUCCCCGCCCACUUGAUGUACUCCCGCACCUCCACCAUCUUGAGCAGAAGCUGCCGGUACUUCUUCCGCGCCCCCGUUCACCAAAGACAGACCUUUUCGAUCUCCGCGCGCUCCUUCGCCGCCGUAAACGCAGCUAUGGCCGACGCUACCGCGGGUGUGACCGCCGACGGACUGAAGAGCAAGCUGAUCGAUCAGUUGCAGGCACAGCAUGUUGAGAUUGAGGACCUUUCGGGCGGCUGUGGCCAGGCAUUCCAGGCGGUGAUUGUAUCCCCGCAAUUCGAGAAGAAGACCAUGCUCGCUCGUCACCGUUUGGUGAACUCGGUCCUCAAGGAGGAGAUCGCGGCUAUCCAUGCGUGGACGCCUAAGUGUUAUACCCCUGAGCAGUGGCAGGCUUUGCAGCAGUAGAUUUAUGAUGGAUUUCCUGUUUAUAUUACGGCCCGGAAAAAAAAGAGAGAGGGAAGAAGAUCUUGAUAUAUCCUGGGUAUUUCGACGCACUGGAAGCAUAUAGGCAGGCGUUGGAGUUUUUAUUAAUGUACAUUUGUCGUUGCUAUCCAGCUGUGGGACUAUAGUAUACUUGUCUUGGGCUAUGGUUGGUGGAAAUCAAAGAUAAGACUAUG